Molecule: messenger RNA, 801 nt
Organism: Coniosporium apollinis CBS 100218
Lineage: Eukaryota; Fungi; Ascomycota; Dothideomycetes
Exons: 4
Coding region: 1-801 (266 amino acids)
Source: RefSeq, a predicted model, not a curated record
AUGCUCAGUUGUCGGAUAGUGAGGCUUGCCUUCUCGGCCGUGUCGUUGAUACGUACUGGACACGUAGAGCUUCGUCGUCAACCCAGAUCCCAACGCUUCGGUCACACCGUCGACAAAUCUUUGGAGAGCGCUGAUCAAGGUGCAGAAGACGACGAUCAGAUAUUGAAAAAUCAAUAUGGUACAAAUCACAGGAAGAAGAUUUACCAAUGCCAUUUUGUCGAAAGAACGCUAUCCCUCAAUAUUUCCACUCCCAGCGAGCUGUACGCAGAGCAGGAUGGUUACCUACGCACUUCCCAUUCCCCGGAGCGCUACGCCAAGCCGAGGCUGGAGAUUGAGCAGACCGUCAAGAGCCACAACCGACUGUUGAUCGGGACGGUCACAAGUAUACGAGGGCUUCCCAACGGCAGGCAGGAGGACCAGUCCACCAUCGGCGACUUAAACGCGAAGCGAGGAAAGAACAGCCAGACCACACACCUCCCAAUCACCAUCGACUUCCAGCUACAGUCGAUCCUGCCGAUAUUCAGGAUCAAGGUGCAAGACCGCAGCCGUUACGAAGAAGCACUACUAGUCGAUCCCGACGACUGUGAGCACGUGCUCUUCUGGUGGCCAGGCGGAGAUGGCAGCGGCGUGGUGCGGUUAGAUACAAAACUGCAACUCUUGAAGGCGGGGCAGCGAGUGGAGAAGAGCCUCCAGAAGUUCGUGGACUACGGUGGAGAUGAGAUGCUCAGGCUGGUCGACCUUCAUGUCGCCGCAUACACGAUGACAGAAGUCUUCGUCCCGUCUCACGAGGAUCAGGACUGA